AUGGAUGAUGACUACUUGAAGCUGUUCGUGGAGGAGACGUCGUUUUACAACCGGGCUGUGCUGGGGGCGUUCUUGCCGGAAAAUGUGUGGAGCGGCCUCCCUCACUUCCUGCAGGGUUGGCUCCGCUGUUACAUCGGCGGAACCCUACUCUAUUUGCUCUCCGCUUUUCUCUGGUCCUUCUACAUUUACUACUUCAAACGCCAUCUUUAUUUCCCUAAAGAUACCAUCCCUAGCAAUAGAGCAAUGCUCUUGCAAAUAGGGGUUUCAAUGAAGGCUAUGCCAUGCUAUUCUGCUCUUCCAGCAUUCUCAGAGUACAUGAUUGAGCAUGGAUGGACUAAAUGCUAUCCACGAAUAAGCGAUGUGGGAUUCCCUCUCUACCUUGCGUAUCUAAUCGUUUACCUUGUGAUCGUGGAGUUCGGGAUCUACUGGAUGCACAGAGAGUUGCAUGACAUAAAACCUCUUUACAAGUAUAUUCAUGCCACACAUCAUAUUUACAACAAGCAAAACACACUUUCUCCCUUUGCCGGAUUAGCAUUCAAUCCACUAGAUGGGAUACUGCAAGCAGUGCCACAUGUAAUUGCUCUCUUCCUCGUACCCACGCACCUCAUGACACACAUGAUUCUGCUGUUCGUUGAAGGCGUGUGGACUGCAAACAUUCAUGACUGUAUCGAUGGCAAAGUGUGGCCGAUCAUGGGCGCUGCCUAUCACACCAUUCAUCACACCACGUAUCGCCAUAACUACGGGCACUACACGAUAUGGAUGGACUGGAUGCUUGGAACCCUUCACAAGCCCACUGAUGAUGAGCUCAAGAAGAUGUGA
Ipomoea triloba (trilobed morning glory) is the source of this 819-nucleotide messenger RNA. Its product is annotated as delta(7)-sterol-C5(6)-desaturase-like. Gene Ontology annotation, biological process: lipid biosynthetic process. The transcript is spliced from 3 exons. Lineage: Eukaryota; Viridiplantae; Streptophyta; Magnoliopsida; Solanales; Convolvulaceae. The coding region runs from base 1 to 819 and encodes 272 amino acids. The record is from RefSeq and is a predicted model, not a curated record. Gene Ontology annotation, molecular function: oxidoreductase activity; iron ion binding.